Molecule: messenger RNA, 772 nt
Organism: Helianthus annuus (common sunflower)
Lineage: Eukaryota; Viridiplantae; Streptophyta; Magnoliopsida; Asterales; Asteraceae
Product: metal transporter Nramp5-like
Exons: 6
Coding region: 1-582 (193 amino acids)
Biological process (GO): metal ion transport
Cellular component (GO): membrane
Molecular function (GO): cadmium ion transmembrane transporter activity; manganese ion transmembrane transporter activity
Source: RefSeq, a predicted model, not a curated record
AUGGUUUCAACCACCAUCCCGACGGCUUCACCAGCACCCCGCACCACUACCAUCCCCACCACUGCACUGCCAUCAUCCCCACCAAGUUGUCCGUUCCCUCCCCAAAUCUUAAACAUCCCCCAAAAUUCUAUAUCUCCCGCUCUUCUCAAAAUUCACAAUGGAAAACCCUUGUCUGCAUCGCCCACCCCAAUCGCUCUCUUUGUCGGCACCCGGCAUGAAUGUUGGCAUAAUCUCUUUCUUCAUUCAGCUCUAGUUCUUUCUCGGAAGAUACCAAAUUCAGUUCGUGGCAUCAAUGAUGCAUGUAGAUACUUUCUGAUAGAGAGCGGUAUUGCACUCUUUGUAGCCUUUUUGAUCAAUGUCUCAAUGAUUUCUGUUUCUGGCACUGUCUGCUCAGCCAAAAACCUACCAAGUGAGGAGAUGGAUCGUUGCAGUGAUCCGAACCUUAACUCAGCUUCCUUUCUUCUUAAAAAUGUUUUGGGGAAAUCUAGCUCCACUCUUUAUGGAAUAGCGCUAUUAGCUUCCGGCCAGAGUUCCACAAUCACAGGCACUUAUGCGGGUCAAUUUAUUAUGCAGGUAGGUUAGAUGAGAGUUCUCUAGUAGUAAUAUUACUAAGACAACCACCCAUUUCAUUUUAAGGAUCAAACUUAAGAGUGUAAUUGUUGGUAUCACAAGGUUUCUUGGACUUAAAAAUGAAGAAGUGGCUCAGGAAUUUAAUGAUAAGGUGCAUUGCCAUCACACCAAGUCUAAUUGUGUCAAUAAUUGGUGGGUCAGC